Molecule: messenger RNA, 216 nt
Organism: Arabis nemorensis
Lineage: Eukaryota; Viridiplantae; Streptophyta; Magnoliopsida; Brassicales; Brassicaceae
Source: the annotation of a GenBank genome assembly
AUGGAGAUGAAAGAGAGACUAGGAAAAAUCGAAGAGACGAUAAAAGAGAUUGUUCUGGAAACAAAGAAACCGUCAGGAAAUGCUCCAACCAAUAGUCAAGAUCAAUCUACUAAACUCCUCCCAAAAGAAGAAUCAAAACCAAGAACAGAUCAGAAGGGUAAUGUACAGAUACCAGGCGAGAGUCGAGCAAAUGUGGAUUCGCCUGAACCUCAUUGA